AGCAACUGUUUGGAAGUCAGAUCCCCACAUCCCGCUCUACUGGGUCAAUUCCCCGCCUCGACCUGCUCUUGUCCAUCAUUUGCUGAAGUGAACCAGCGGGUUCCCCCCGUGCAGGAUCUCCCCCGGCAACUUCCCUUCACCCGUGCUUGGAUCUCUCAGAUCUCUUCAGAUGAAGAUGGCCUCACCUAUGAAUCCUGCCAGUACCAUCAUUAUCUAACGAUGGGGCGGGUCUGUGCCCACAGGUCUAGGGGCAGGAGAACGGGGUUAAUCAAACCCCCCCAGAAACACUGGAGGACUUGCCCAGCCUUUGAAGAACUCUAGCAGUUUCUGAAUCUAGCUCACUGGUGGUAAGCAUGAUGCGACUUCUGCCACUUUUGCUGGGGUUUUGGGGGCCAGGUGGCUACUUGUUGCUUUCAGGAAACUGCCAGGAGGUGGCCACCCUCACUGUGAAAUACCAAGUGUCUGAGGAAGUGCCAUCUGGCACGGUGAUAGGGAACCUAUCCGGGGAACUGGGCCGGGAGGGGAGGCGUGGGCAAGCGGGGGCUGCCUUUCAGGUUCUGCAGCUGCCACAGGAGCUCCCCAUCCAGGUGGACUCUGAGGAUGGCCUGCUCAGCACAGGGAGGCGACUAGACAGAGAGCAACUCUGCCGGCAGCGGGACCCCUGCCUGGUUUCCUUUGAUGUGCUUGCUGCAGGGGAUCUGGCUCUGAUCCACGUGGAGAUCCAGGUGCUAGACAUCAAUGACCACCAGCCUCAGUUUCCCAAAAGUGAGCAGGAGCUAGAGAUCUCUGAGAGUGCCUCUCUGCGCACCAGGAUCCCCCUGGACAGGGCCCUCGACCCAGACACGGGUUCUAACAGCCUGCAUUCCUACACUCUGUCUCACAGUGAGCACUUUGUCCUAGAUGUCAUUGUGGGGCCCGAUGAGACCAAACAUGCAGAGCUUGUGGUGGUGAAGGAGCUGGACCGGGAAAUCCACUCAUUUUUUGAUCUGGUGCUAACGGCCUAUGAUAAUGGGAACCCCCCCAAGUCAGGCACCAGCUUGGUCAAGGUCAACGUCUUAGAUUCCAAUGACAAUAGCCCUGUGUUUGCUGAGAGCUCACUGGCACUAGAAAUUCGAGAAGACGCUGCCCCUGGUACUCUCCUCAUAAACUUGACUGCUACGGACCCUGAUGAGGGCCCCAAUGGGGAGGUGGAGUUCUUCCUCAGUAAACAUGUGCCUCCUGAGGUGCUGGACACCUUUAGUAUUAAUGCCAAGACAGGCCAGAUGAUUCUGCUUCAACCCCUAGACUAUGAAAAGAACCCUGCUUAUGAGGUGGAUGUCCAGGCAAGGGACCUAGGUCCCAACCCCAUCCCAGCCCACUGCAAAGUUCUCAUCAAAGUUCUGGAUGUCAAUGACAAUGCCCCAAGCAUCCACAUCACAUGGGCCUCCCAGCCAUCACUGGUGUCAGAAGCCCUUCCCAAGGACAGUUUCAUUGCACUCAUCAUGGCAAAUGACUUGGACUCAGGAAACAACGGUCUGGUUCACUGCUGGCUGGGCCAAGAGCUGGGCCACUUCAGGCUGAAAAAGACCAAUGGCAACACAUAUAUGCUGCUAACCAAUGCCACACUGGACAGGGAACAGUGGCCAAUAUAUACCCUCACGCUGUUGGCCCAAGACCAAGGACCCCAGCCCUUAUCAGCCACGAAACAGCUCAGCAUUCAGAUCAGUGAUGUGAAUGACAAUGCACCUGUAUUUGAGAAGAGUAGGUAUGAGGUCUCUACUCGAGAAAACAACCUACCCUCUCUUCACCUCAUUACCAUCAAGGCUCAUGAUGCAGAUUUGGGCAUUAAUGGAAAAAUCUCCUAUUAUAUCCAGCACUCCCCAGUUUCUUACUUGGUGGCUAUUAACUCGGACACAGGCGAGGUGACUGCUCAGAGGUCACUGGACUAUGAACAGCUGACUGGCUUUGAGUUCCGAGUGAUUGCAAAGGACAAGGGGCAGCCCCAGCUUGCAGCCAGUGUCUCUGUAUGGGUCAGUCUCCUGGAUGCCAACGAUAAUGCCCCGGAGGUGAUUCAGCCCAUACUAAGUGAUGGAAAAGCCAGCCUCUCAGUGCUUGUAAAUGCCUCCACAGGCCACCUUCUGGUGCCCAUUGAGACCCCUCAUGGCUUGGGUCUUGUGGGCACAGACUCACCACCGCCGGCCACCCACAGCGCUCAGCCAUUCCUUUUGUCAACCAUUGUAGCAAGAGAUGCAGACUCGGGGGCAAAUGGAGAGCUCCUCUACAGCAUUCAGGGUGGGAAUGACGCCCAUCUCUUCGUUCUCAACCCUUACCUGGGCCAACUGUUCAUCAACAUCACCAAUGCCAGUAGCCUUAUUGGGAGUGAGUGGGAGCUGGAGAUAGCCGUAGAAGACCGUGGCAGCCCCUCCUUGCAGACCCGAGCCCUGCUGAGGGUCUUGUUUGUCAGCAGUGUGGACCACCUCAGGGACUCGGCCCAUGAGUCCAGGGUCCUGAGCGCCUCAGUGCUCACGGUGAUUUGCCUGAUAGUGCUGCUGGCCAUCUUCGGGUUGAUCUCAGCUCUGAUCAUGUCCAUCUGCCGGACAGAAAAGAAGGACAAGGCCUACAAUUGUCGGGAGGCUGAGUCCACCUACCGCCACCAGCCCAAGCGGCCCCAGAAACACAUUCAGAAAGCAGACAUUCAUCUCGUGCCUGUGCUCAGGGGCCAGACAGAGGAGCCGAGCAGAGGCGGGCAGUCCCACAAGGACACAGGCAAGGAGGCGAUGAUGGAAGCAGGCUGGGAUCCCUGCCUGCAGGCCCCCUUUCACCUCACACCCACCUUGUACCGAACCCUGCGGAACCAAGGCAACCAGAGAGCCCUGGCUGAGAGCCGGGAGGUGCUGCCUGACACAGUCAACCUCCUUUUCAACCAUCCCAGGCAGAGGAAUGCUUCCCGGGAGAACCUGAACCUUCCUGAGCUGCAGCCUGCUCCUGGCCAGCCUCGCCUGAGGCCUGUGAAGGUGGCGAGCAGUCCCACAGGAAAGCUGUCUGGAGACCAGAGCAGUGAGGAAGCCCCGCUGAGCCCACCUGCCUCCUCUGCAACCCUGAGGCGGCAGCGGAAUCUCAAUGGCAGAGUGGCCCCUGAGGCAGAGACGGGCCCCCAUCAGAUCCUGCGGAGCCUGGUCCGGCUGUCUGUGGCCGCCUUUGCAGAACGGAACCCCGUGGAGGAGCUGACUGUGGACUCUCCUCCUGUUCAGCAAAUCUCCCAGCUGCUGUCCUUGCUGCAUCAGGGCCAAUUCCAGCCCAAACCAAACCACCGGGGAAAUAAGUACUCAGCCAAGCCCGGAGGCAGCAGGAGUACAAACCCAGAUGCAGAGGGCUCAGGUGCCAGGGCUGGGGGCCAAGAAGAACCUGACCAGGAAGAAGGAUCCUUAGACUCUGAAGAGGACCUCUCUGUGAAGCAGCUGCUAGAAGAAGAGCUGUCAAGCCUGCUGGACCCACACACAGGUUUGGCCCUGGACCGACUGAGCACCCCCGACCCAGCUUGGAUGGCAAGGCUCUCUUUACCCCUGGCCACCAACUACCGUGACAACGUGUUCUCUGCUGAUGCUGCAGCCUCAGAGGAGCCUAGAACCUUCCAGACAUUCGGCAAGGGGACUGGGCCAGAGCUGAGCCCGACAGGCACACGACUAGCCAGCACCUUUGUCUCAGAGAUGAGCUCGCUGUUGGAGAUGCUGCUGGAACAGCGCCCCAGUGUGCCUGUGGAGGCUGCCUCCGAGGUGCUGCGGCGCCUCUCUGUUUGUGGGAGAACCCUCAGCCUAAACCUGGCCACCAGUGGGGCAUCAGGCACAGAGGUCCAGGAGGGUGCAGGUGAAAAGAAGGGGAUCAACAGCAGAACAUGCAGCAACAGCAGCAGCAGGGGGCUGUGGAUCCAGGAACCAGGAGCCCAGGCAGAUGUUUUGGUGCCCAGACCCUGAACAUCCUGGGACAUGAACUGGCUUCUAAAAUCUUUGAACUCACUGACAGAAAUGGCUUAAGAACUUUGGGGUGAUCAUGAGGUAGCAGGGGUUCAGGACUAACAACUGGUGGAGCAAAGCAAUCCCGUUAGGGGCUGGCUCUGCCUCUGAACUUUUUGGAAAAUGAAGUGUGUGUGGCUAGGAUUACGUGUUUGCUGGCAAAACACACAUGGAGGUGAAGUGUUGUCCUCUAUGCCAAGGAAUGUCACAGUAGGGAAGGAUGGUUUGUUGCAUUCUAGAGGAUGGGGAGCUGGAUCCAGAAGCACCAGGCAAAGCUCGCUGACUUACUA
Molecule: messenger RNA, 4279 nt
Organism: Condylura cristata (star-nosed mole)
Lineage: Eukaryota; Metazoa; Chordata; Mammalia; Eulipotyphla; Talpidae
Gene: PCDH12
Product: protocadherin 12
Exons: 4
Coding region: 354-3950 (1198 amino acids)
Biological process (GO): homophilic cell-cell adhesion
Cellular component (GO): plasma membrane
Molecular function (GO): calcium ion binding
Source: RefSeq, a predicted model, not a curated record